CUGCCAUAGGGCGCCCUCGUGAGGCCGCUUCACCCCUCGCCAUGUUCCAGCGCCUCGCCAGCCUCCUCUUCAGCACCCCUCCGCCCCCCGAAGACUCCGACGGCCCCGGCGCCUUCGUCUCGGAGGAGGAUGAGGUGGACGGCUGGCUCAUCAUUGACCUGCCGGACAGCUACGCGGCUCCAUCCAGCCCCGGGGCCGCCUCUGCCCGCGGGGGCCGCCCUCCGCCCGCGCCCUCCCUGCUGGACGAAAGCUGGUUUGUCACCCCUCCCGCCUGUUUCACCGCAGAGGGGCCUGGCCUCGGGCCCGCCCGCCUCCAGAGCAGCCCCCUGGAGGACCUCCUCAUCGAAUCCCCAUCCUUGUCUCUCUCCCCUUCACCCUUGCCAUCCAGUCCUUUACCGCUGUCCCCCAACCCUGGUCAACUUCUGGUAGCCUCUUCGAGUCCCCGAUCUAGCUUAUUCCCACCUUCAACUCCUAUCUGA
Carlito syrichta (Philippine tarsier) is the source of this 479-nucleotide messenger RNA. It is a transcript of the gene TP53INP2, whose product is annotated as tumor protein p53 inducible nuclear protein 2. Gene Ontology annotation, biological process: positive regulation of DNA-templated transcription; autophagosome assembly. The transcript has 3 exons. The coding region runs from base 42 to 479 and encodes 145 amino acids. The record is from RefSeq and is a predicted model, not a curated record. Gene Ontology annotation, cellular component: autophagosome; nucleus. NCBI's taxonomy places the organism in Eukaryota, Metazoa, Chordata, Mammalia, Primates, Tarsiidae.